UCGAGCGUCCUUGUGUUGUCGGCCAUCGCAAGUUUUCCUUCAGUUUGAAGUUUUCUUUUUGAUUUUUUGGGUGAUCGUGGAUUCGGAUUGCUAAGCCCAGCUUACUGGGGUCUUAGGACCGUACAUCAAGAUUUGCUAUGGCACAGUCUUCAGAGGAACCUCCAUUCUUAACCGUAGGCACUGAUGUCAGUGCCAAGUAUCGAGGAGCCUUUUGUGAAGCCAACGUGAAGGUCGUGAAGAAGCUUGUCAAAUGCAAGAUUACCUUCGCCAAAACAAACACUUCCUUCACGAUUAAUGAUGAUUGCGUUAAAGGUCCUUUGAAGGUAGGAGCAGUUGUAGAGGCCAAAAAUCCCGAUGGACAGUACAUGGAAGGGAUGAUAACCAAACUCACCGAUGCCAGCAUAUAUACUGUUGUUUUUGAUGAUGGUGAUGAAAGAACGUUGAGAAGGACUUCUCUGUGUUUGAAAGGAGAACGACAUUUUAACGAAAGCGAGACUCUUGAUCAUCUUCCCCUUACGGAUCCAGAGAAUUUUGGUACCCCAGUAGUACAGGAUGGAAAGAAAAGGAAAAAAAGAAGACUAAGUCAAGCAGCAAGCAUGGAUGACUCUGAAACUGAACGAGAAGAACAGCCACUUGCUUCUGCAAAGAAGAAAUGUUUAUUUGAUGACAGUAUUGUUGGCAAGCUGGUAGUUGUGCAAAGUGGGUCAAAGCGAAGAAGCAUGUGGUUUCCAGCUUUGGGUGUUAAUCCAAGCAAGAAUGAGGUGGAUUUGAUAAAGUCAAAAGAUAAAUGUCUUGUACGCUCUUUCAAAGAUGGAAAGUAUCAUGUCAUAAAUGUCAAAGAUGCCAGAGAAUUUUCAAAGGAUCAAGAUCCAAUUCAUGGUGUUGUGAGAGGUGAAAACAGAAAACUGAAAGCAGCUGUGGAAAGAGCACUGACAUAUUUGGACACUGGAAGAAUUCCAGCAAUCUGGGAGGAGAAUUCUUGUGAUGUAAUAGUUCAUGGAGACAGCGAGGAGGAAACAAAAAGGGUGCAAUCUUCAGAGGAUGAAAGCAGUGUGGAGGAUGAUGAAGAGAGGAAAACAUUCAGACAAAGGCUAUUUGCAUUCAUGGAAGAAAAGGGAACACCUAUAACUAGACCCCCAGUGUUGGGAAAUCAAGAUUUGGACCUCUACAAACUUUAUAAGAUAGUUCAAGAACAUGGAGGCAUGGAGAAGGUUUCCAAUGAGCACAACCUUUGGAGGACAAUUUAUCGGCAAAUGGACAUUCCAGUUGUUCCACCAAGUGCAUCACACCACAUUAAAAUGUCAUAUAAGAAAUACCUUUAUCCCUUUGAGCAGUAUGAAAAAGAAAUGCUAAAGUCAUUUCAGAAAGAUAGUGUUGGUGAUAGGAGCAGUAAAGAUUCCAAAACUGAAAGUCCGGCAAGUUCCCCAGAGAGCAGCGAUGAAAAACAUUUGGAAUGUCUAGAGCCUUUGCCAGAAAUGGAUGAUGAUGAAGGAGACUUAAAGAAGGUGGAAUGUAAACAAAGCACCAGGAUUAGAGAAAUGAAGCGACAGCAGAGUAGAGAGCAUGACAAUGGUUUGGUAAGUGACUCACAAGCCAAAAGCCCAGAGGAAGAUGUUUCAGUUGAUGUUGUAAACAGUCCUGAGUCAUCAUCUGAUGUUAGUGAACCACAGUCUGACAGCAAAUCUGAUAUACCUUUGGAUGAGGUAUCCUUAGAAGUUGGAGAUAAAGUGCAAGUUAAGUAUGGGAGAGGAAGAAAUCACAGACACUAUGAUGCUAAGAUCAUCCACAUUGACCCCAAAGCUGAAGAAGGUGCAAUUUACUGCAUUCAUUAUGCUGGUUGGAAUACUAGGUAUGAUGAAUGGAUUAAGCCUGAGAAGAUAGUGGGAUGGGGCACAAGACAGACCAGGAAUAGGAGUGGCAGUUCAAGCAAGGGGCAAGAAUCUACUGGAAAAUCCACCCCAAAGCCAAUGACAAGACCCACUGCUAAACCUGUUGGUAGAAGGUCAUCAAAACCAGGAGCUGCAUCAGCCAAGGAAACACCAGCCAAGUACUCAGCAGCAUCUAAUGGUACCAAGAGUACACUGAAGAGACCUUGUUCACCCUCCACAAGGUCUGGAUCACUUUCGCCGUCACUUGGAAAGUCUCCUAAAACCAGUAGGGGAACAAGCCGUACACGGUCAGAAAGGAAUUCAUUGUCAGAGAUAUCAAAUGGACUAGAUGAAGUGAAAAGUCCAUUGUCAAGAAGAAGGCAAAAGUCAAGCACACCAGAACCCUCUUCAACUGAACAACAGAGCAAAACUGCAGAUGUAUCCAAUCAAGUUCAGCCAAUCCCUGAAACAAUACCCGAAGAAACAGAAAACAGAUCUCUGGAGGAAAAGGAUACUGCUGUUACCAAUAAUGAAUCUAUGGUUGAUCCAAAAAUGGACACCGUUUGUUUCGAAAAUGGAGUGCCAAGUGAAAUGCAGUCUAAUGCAGAACAAGAAUCUGAGCACAUCUCCAGUAAUUCUAAUGGGAGAAGGAAAGACAAAAAUAAAAGAACUAUAAAUGGUUUAAUAAAAGGUGUUUCAUCUCUCGAAAGAGUGAACAAAGACUCCAAAGACGAAACAGAAACAGUGACUGAAGCUAAGAAGAUAAAACUAGAAAAUGAGAAAAACUCACAAAGCAAAGAGGUGGAAGACACCUUGAGGGUUGACACUUUAGCAAAGAUGCCAAAUGUUCCUCCUCAAACACAGGGUACUGCGACUACAAUGGAAACAGUUUCGGAGUCUUCCUCAGAGGACAUAAAGCAAGAGUGCACCAAUGAAUCUGCCUCUUCGGAGUCCAGUCACUUUGAUGAUGUUAGGACAUUUGAUGGGCCAGUUGAUCAUUCUCUACACAGAGAUACAAAUGAAAAGGCUCAUGAACUUAACAGUAAGGAAAAAGAAAUUAAAUCUGAAAAGAAAAAUUCUGAACAACAUCACAGGAAACAUAAAAAAAGGAAGGAAAGGAAGAAAAAUCGGCAUGCAUCUGGUAAUGACAGCACAGGAAGUGAUGCUCCUGGGAGCCCAGGAUAUAGCCACUCACAAGGUUCAUUUUCAUCUCCCAGACGUCCUAGAAUAUGUUUUGACAUGGAUUUAGAGCAAAUUAAAGCAAAGGAAGAUGGUGGAGAACGUAUCAGACUCCUUCAAGACAAAAUUAACGAAAUGAGGAAAAUUUAUAGUUCUCUUAAAGCUGAGGUUGCUAACAUUGACAGAAAACGGAAAAGGCUAAAAAAGAAAAGAGAAGCAGUGGGAGUUGAACAGGCUCAGGAUGUAAAUAAGUCAAUGCCAUCAUCAUCAGCAUCACAUGCAGUCCCAUCUCCAGCCAUACCACCUGUAGAAUGUAGAUAACAAGGGAAUUUCAUUGUUGGUAUUUUUCCUUGAUUACUUGUCAUCCUCUCUUCUAUGAUAGAAUUUCAACGAAGUGCAUUAACUUGUAAUUCGUUUUAGAAGUGUCUGUACCAACAAAAUCAAAGAUGUCGCUUAUUAGUGAGUAGAGCCUCUAAGAGCAUGGUGGAAGUUGGUAUCAUUUUGACAUUGUUGUUACCAGUGCAUCCAUGGUUUUCUCUCUGGUGAAUAACUUUCUUUUUUUAGAACCAAUGAGUAAGUGUAGACAUCCAAAUUAUAACACCCCAGAUAGAGCAUUGUGAUACAACCACCUUCAUCCCUUUCCCCCUCCAUCUGGGGAAGUAAACCUGAUAUAUUUACAUCAAUAGGAAUUAUGAGACUUGAAAUCAAGCAAUCUUAUUAGGAUCAAUAUCAGUAUUUAGGCAACUGCCCCCCUAUACCUCCCCCAACUCAACAACAAUUAAUUGAUAACAAGUUUGGGUUAAUGUUGGAUUAGGGGAGGGGUAGGUGGGCAGUUGCCCAGAUACUGAUAUUGAUCCUCUUAUUUAAUAUGGAUUUUCAAUAAAUAUUCUUAACUAUCAAACAAGAUAAGUUGAUAACGGUUGAUCAUUAUAAUUGUUUUACAUGCACAUGUAAUGAUGAUGAUGACAACCUGCUAAACUCACCUUUUUAUUUGUACAAUACUUCAAUGUCUCUGGUGCCCUCAACCUGUGGACAUUUUGAAUGAUGUAAACUUCAUGUGCAGUUGUAGACAUAUAGAGAUAUUAAAGUAUUCCAAAUAAGAGUUUUGAUUAUAAUGCACUCCUGUAUUUGAAUUAACGUGCGUUUAUUUUAACUCCGAAGUCGUCGACAAAAUCCAGUCCUCUUUUCGUUGAUAAUCAGUUCAUCCUGCUACUUAACACUUUAUUUGAGAUGGCCCUUACCAAGUGGUUUUCUAAUUACUAAAUAUUAAUUUCAAUUCAGGUGCAAUAUUUUUUUUCAUCUUAAUAUCUCUGCCGCAGUAAUUUUUAAGGGCAGCGGCUUAACUUUUGAAAACCGUUUGCCUACUUCUGAGAGGUGGAGAGUGAGUCUUGUUUUUAUCUCAAGAAUAUGAUAUUUUUGGAAUUGGAAAGGUCACUUUAGUUUUGCGUGUUGAAAGAUAUCUUUUGCCUUGUGGGAAGUGGUCAUGAGAUUGUGGACUGCUCAAAGAGGGAGUGACAAUAAUCAAACACUCUUCAUAAUAGUUACUUUUAGAUUGUGUGUAAGUAAUCAUUAUGUCUUAUAAUAACUUGCAAAAAAAUAUCAGUUAGGUACAUAUAUUAUGGAGAUGUAUUUAUGAAGGCCUUUAGUGUGUUAUUUUACAUUUCGAAUUACCACGGGCUUCUUCACGCACAAAAAAAGUGUAUGAAGCAAAGAAAUAGUAUUUAAACUUUUUCAAGUUGUUUGGGAAAUUAAGUUUAUUGAAUUAAUGUUUCUGUAUGUAAAAAUUGUAUAUUUUGUUUAUUUUUGGUUAUUUUAUUGUUAACAACUCUGAUUAUGUCGGUUUUUAACUGAUUUAAUACAUGUUUUUAUUUGUCAGUUAUCAAGCAGAUGAAUAAGAUUUAACCAUUUAAGUUACGUCUUUUUUUUCUUCUCUUUGGAAGACAAAGAACCAGUUCUUACCUUCGAUUUUCCCGUUUCAUAUUUUUCGUUGGAUAUACUAAAGGUCUUCUAAAGCAUUUGUUCUUCUUUUCUUUUUUUUUUUUGGCACUUAGUGCUCAUCAUAAGUUUUAGGUCCCUUUUUUAUUGUUUUCUUGUUACGAUCCUUCGAGUCCCCUCAUGUUUCUGUCCGCCCAAACAGGAUACUCGAUUUUAAGAAAAAUCGGCUGAUGAGUAUUGAUUCUAAGCAACUUGUAGUUAUUGAAAUUAAAAAAUUGGUUUCUCGAUAAACUACAAUUACUUUGGGGAGUAAAUGUCAGAACGAGUAGAUAAAACGUUUUUAACAUGCCUCUUUCGCAUUCUUUCACUCAAUGCUUCCAUUUUGUAGAACCAAGUGCUUGCUUAGUUUGUUGGUAUCAGGCAGUGGAUAAAGUAGUAAAUGUGUUUGUAACACUUUUUAGCUUUUUAUUUUCUGAUGUGUUUUAACAGUACCUUUCUCUAAUUUAUUCUGUCAAGAUUGUGAAUAAAGACUUCCUUGAUGUGGAAGUGAUGGGCAUAUU
Pocillopora verrucosa is the source of this 5542-nucleotide messenger RNA. RefSeq names its product AT-rich interactive domain-containing protein 4B. Gene Ontology annotation, molecular function: transcription cis-regulatory region binding. The record is from RefSeq and is a predicted model, not a curated record. Gene Ontology annotation, biological process: regulation of transcription by RNA polymerase II. NCBI's taxonomy places the organism in Eukaryota, Metazoa, Cnidaria, Anthozoa, Scleractinia, Pocilloporidae. Gene Ontology annotation, cellular component: nucleus.